AUGCAGAAACUUACAGAUAAUAAAGUGAAUGAUGAACUGGAAACAAUCAGAGAGGCUAAUGAGAAAUUGCAAAGUUCAGUGACUGAUCUCCAGGCAAGAUCUGUGAGAGAUAAUCUUGUGUUCUCGGGUAUUCCAGAGCAUGCAUGGGAAGACACAGAGAGGCUGCUACAGGAUUUCAUACAAAGGAGAUUCAGAUUAGGUUAUGAUAUAUCAUUCGAACGAGUCCAUAUGGUUGGCAAGUGGAGUGAGUUCAACGAAUACCCACGAAAUAUAGUGGCAAAGUUCAGUUUCUUCAAGGACCGGGAAUUCAUUCGGACCAAUGCCGCAAGGAGAUUUAGCGGAACAAAAGUAUGGGUAAAUGAACAGUUCCCACAGGAAAUAGAAGAGAGAAGGAAGAAGCUUUACCCAGUGAUGCGUCAAGCAAGGAAAGAUAAAAAGAGAACAAAACUUGUCCGUGAUAUCCUUUAUAUUGACGGAGAAGUGUACACGCCACCCGCUGGAUCCACUCCCUUGACAUCUACAGCUCAGCAAAAUCCAGCGAGCCAGGAUACUCCACGGGAAAAUAACGAGCGUCAACCUUUAAAAAGACAACGCCAAGGGUCGACUCCCGAUCGUCCUAGGUAG
Saccostrea echinata is the source of this 624-nucleotide messenger RNA. RefSeq lists its product as uncharacterized. NCBI's taxonomy places the organism in Eukaryota, Metazoa, Mollusca, Bivalvia, Ostreida, Ostreidae. The coding region runs from base 1 to 624 and encodes 207 amino acids. The record is from RefSeq and is a predicted model, not a curated record. The transcript has a single exon.